AUGAAUGAAGAAAUUGGAUUUAAUUUACAGGUUUUGGAUUCGAUGAAAGGAUUGAAAAAACUCAAUUUAGAAUACAAUAAUAAUAUUGAUCCAAACGGAAUUAAGUAUUUAGGCUCACUGAAACAAUUGACUGAUCUCAAUAUAUCUUGUUGUUACAUUGGAUUGACUGAGAAUUUGAGUUAUUUGACAUUAUUGAAAGCACUAACUCAUCUUGAUAUAGCGAGUAAUAAUAUUAGUGCAGAAGGAGCCAAAUGCAUUGGUGAAAUGAAGCAAUUGGCUAAUCUUUCUAUUGGUUCCAAUGAUAUUGGAACAGAAGGAGCCAAGUAUAUUGGUGAAAUGAAGCAAUUGAAACAACUUCAUAUUGCUAAUAAUAAUAUUGGCCCAGAAGGAGCCAAGUACAUUAGUGGUCUUGAACAAUUAACUUAUCUUGAUAUCUGUUUAAAUGAUAUUAACGAAUAUGGAGCAAAGUGUAUUAGUUAA
Naegleria gruberi is the source of this 480-nucleotide messenger RNA. RefSeq lists its product as uncharacterized. Gene Ontology annotation, cellular component: perinuclear region of cytoplasm; nucleus; cytosol. The coding region runs from base 1 to 480 and encodes 159 amino acids. Gene Ontology annotation, biological process: nucleocytoplasmic transport; activation of GTPase activity. The transcript has a single exon. Lineage: Eukaryota; Heterolobosea; Eutetramitea; Acrasida; Naegleriidae. Gene Ontology annotation, molecular function: GTPase activator activity; small GTPase binding. The record is from RefSeq and is a predicted model, not a curated record.